ACGCGACUGUUUGGAGAAGAAGCCGAAUCGCGAGCUUUUCGUUUUCGCAGGACCUUCUCCCUACAAAAAUCCCUUUUGGCGGGCUAUUUCCGAACCCCAUUUUCUAGGGUUUUUUACGAACCCCCGCGCGGCUCUCCCCUCCUCUUCCCCGACUCUCCUCGGUUUAGAGCUAGCAAAUAGAUGCUUGAUGCGGCUGGGUGUGUUUUAUUAUCUGCUUGUAUCCAUAGAUUCCGCCGGUUUCUUGCUCAAUGCUUAAAUUUCUGGUUUUUUGGAUGUAAAAUUAUCUAUUUUGGCAAGUAGUUCACUCAAAGAAGGGUUUUUGAUUCCGAGCUAGCAGUUUAGUCAAGCUUGGGAUUGGCUUUAGGAGAUGGAAGUAGCUUCGAAUAUAAGCAAGCGGAAAGCAUCGGGGCGAGAGUCUGAAAACCAAACCGCACCCUGCGAUGAUCCGUCGAAGGUUGAAUCUGUCCCGAAGAAAAGGAAUCUCUCCCGCACAUGUAUUCACGAGGUUGCCGUCCCGCAUAAUUACACUUCCUUGAACGAUGAGUCCAUCCACGGAACCCUCUAUGACCCUGUCUACAAUCGGAAGAUGGCUAAGACCUACCCAUUUGAAUUAGACCCGUUUCAAAGCGUAUCCGUCGCUUGCCUGGAGAGGAAGGAGUCGGUCUUAGUCUCCGCGCACACUUCGGCCGGAAAGACCGCAAUAGCUGAAUAUGCUGUUGCAAUGUCCUUCAGAGAUAAGCAGAGGGUUAUCUAUACUUCUCCUUUAAAGGCUCUGAGCAAUCAGAAGUACAGAGAACUUAGUCAGGAGUUCUCUGACGUCGGCUUGAUGACUGGUGAUGUAACCCUAGCACCGAACGCAAGUUGCUUGGUGAUGACUACUGAGAUUUUACGAGGAAUGCUUUAUAGGGGUUCUGAGGUGAUAAAGGAAGUUGCAUGGGUUAUAUUUGAUGAGAUUCACUACAUGAAAGACCGUGAGAGAGGGGUGGUAUGGGAAGAAACUAUAAUAUUCUUGCCUCCUGCAAUAAAGAUGGUUUUUCUUUCUGCCACUAUGUCGAAUGCGACCGAGUUCGCUGAGUGGAUAUGCAAAUUGCACAAGCAACCUUGUCAUGUGGUUUACACAGACUUCAGGCCUACACCAUUGCAACACUAUGUGUUCCCCAUGGGUGGAGCUGGUCUGUACCUUGUGGUGGAUGAGCACGAGCAGUUUAAAGAGGAUAAUUUUAUGAAGCUUCAAGAGACAUUCACAAAGCAAAAGAGUCAGGCAGAUGGGAAUAGGAGCGGCGGGCCUAAAACCAGUGCUCGGAUUGCAAAGGGUGGAAGUGCUUCUGGAAACUCUGACAUCUAUAAAAUUGUGAAGAUGAUCAUGGAGCGGAAAUUUCAACCAGUGAUUAUUUUCAGCUUCAGUAGAAGAGAGUGUGAACAACAUGCCAUGUCGAUGGCAAAGCUUGACUUUAACACCCAAGACGAGAAAGUUAUUGUGGAGCAGGUUUUCAGGAACGCCGUGUUCUGUCUAAGUGAAGAAGAUAGAACUUUGCCAGCAAUCGAGUUAAUGUUGCCUCUUCUUCAGCGAGGUAUUGCAGUGCACCAUUCUGGACUGCUUCCAAUUAUAAAGGAGCUGGUGGAGCUUCUUUUCCAGGAAGGCCUUGUAAAAGCCCUUUUCGCCACUGAAACAUUUGCUAUGGGGUUGAAUAUGCCUGCAAAAACGGUUGUUUUUACGUCUGUGAAGAAGUGGGAUGGUGAUACUAAUCGCUACAUUGGAUCUGGAGAAUACAUUCAGAUGAGUGGGAGAGCCGGUCGCCGUGGCAAAGAUGAGCGUGGAAUUUGUGUUAUAAUGAUUGAUGAGAAGAUGGAAAUGAGUGUUCUCAAGGACAUGGUUUUAGGAAAACCUGCUCCUUUAGUCAGUACUUUCAGGUUAAGCUAUUAUUCUAUCUUGAAUCUAAUGAGUCGUGCAGAGGGUCAAUUUACUGCUGAGCACGUUAUCAGAAAUUCAUUCCACCAGUUUCAGUAUGAGAAGGCAUUGCCGGAAAUGGCACAAAAGAUUUCUAGGUUGGAGAAAGAAGCUACUUUACUUGAUUCUUCUGGCGAGGCUGAACUUGCUGAAUACCACAACCUUUGUUUGGACAUAGCUCAGUUUGAGAAGAAGAUUAUUUCUGAGAUUAUCAGACCAGAAAGGGUAUUGCUAUACUUGGUUCCUGGCAGGCUGGUUAAAGUACGGGAUGGUGUGACAGAGUGGGGCUGGGGAGUGGUGGUAAACGUGGUGAAGAGGCCCCCUGCACCGUCUGGCACACUGCCCUCGGCGCUGGCAGCUUCUCGGAGUAUCAAUUACAUCGUGGAUAUAUUACUCCAGUGCUCUCUCGUUUCAAAUGAGAACGGUUCGCGCCAAAAGCCAUGCCCGCCUCGUCCAGGGGAAAAGGGCGAAAUGCACGUGAUUCCUGUACCAUUGCCUCUACUUGCUGGCCUUAGCAGUAUAAGAAUUGCAAUCCCUCCUGAUCUCCGACCGCCAGAAGCAAGACAAACUGUGUUGCUUGCGGUGCACGAGCUGGGAAAGCGUUACCCUCAAGGACUUCCGAAGCUGCAUCCAGUGAAAGAUAUGGGCAUUGAAGAGCCAGAAAUUGUUGACUUAGUUCGUCGUGUUGAAGAACUUGAGCAGAAAUUGUGUGCUCAUCCACUGCAUAAGUCCGCUCAAAGUGAGCAACAUCUGAAAUGGUACCAACGAAAAGCUGAGCUAAAUCAUGAAAUCCAACAACUAAAAUCAAAGAUGCGUGAGUCACAGCUACAAAAGUUUCGUGAUGAACUUAAAAAUCGUUCUCGAGUUCUAAAGAUGCUCGGCCAUAUUAAUGCUGAUGGUGUUCUCCAGUUAAAAGGGCGCGCUGCUUGUUUAAUAGACACAGGGGAUGAACUUCUUGUCACUGAGCUGAUGUUUAACGGUACAUUUAACGAUCUCGAUCAUCAUCAAGUGGCUGCUCUUGCUAGCUGCUUUAUACCUUGUGAUAAGUCUAAUGAGCAAAUACACUUGCGAAGUGAGCUUGCAAAGCCUUUGCAACAACUUCAGGAUGCUGCAAGAAGAAUUGCAGAGAUACAACGUGAUUGCAAGCUAGACAUAAAUGUGGAGGAAUACGUGGAGUCAACUAUUAGACCAUACUUAAUGGAUGUUAUCUAUUGCUGGUCAAAGGGGGCAUCAUUUGCCGAGGUAAUUGAAAUGACAGAUAUUUUUGAAGGAAGCAUUAUACGCCUUGCGAGAAGACUGGAUGAGUUUCUAAAUCAGUUGCGAGCUGCUGCUCAUGCUGUGGGAGAGACUAAUCUGGAGGAGAAGUUUGCGGCAGGUAGCGAGAGUCUUCGAAGGGGUAUCAUGUUUGCCAACUCCCUCUACUUAUGAUCUCUGAAAGUAGUUAAAAAAAGGUUUUCGAUACUUGACGCCCUUCUCUUGUGGUCCAAUGUUUUGUAUUUUCGGCAACUUAGUUGUUCCAGUAGUAGUUUGCUUUUCUUGCAUCUUUCUCUCCAUCAUGGGCUAACCAAUCUGUUCUUGCUAAUUGCAUCUGUACAUAAUGUUCAUUAGAGAGUUCCUUUUUUCUGUCUCCUUAGGGGCUGUUUGGUUUAUUGGAAAAGUAUGGAAAAAAGUUUUCCAAGGAAAAAAGUUUUCAUGAUAAACUUCUUUUUUUUUUUUUUUUUCAAUUUUUUGCCUAUUUGGUUUGAAGGAAAACAAACGUUUUUGAAAAUAUUUUUUUUCAUAUUUCAUGGAAAACUAGCAUUUUCGUUUUCCGGUUUUGAGAAACGAAAUCACUAGUUUUGCAUAAAAUCCAGAGAGAAAUUUUGUAUAAAAUCUUGUUUUCCUUAGAACGAAAUGGACGGAAAACUUCAAAAAAAAAAGAAGAGGGUUUCACAUGGAAAACUUUGUUUUUUUGAAUUUUUUUCCCACGCUUUUCUGAGGAAUAAAACAGCCCCGCACCGUCUACAAAUUAAUGUUGAACUUUGGUUAGUGUUCUUUUGAA
Messenger RNA from Ananas comosus (pineapple), 3989 nucleotides. RefSeq names its product DExH-box ATP-dependent RNA helicase DExH10. Lineage: Eukaryota; Viridiplantae; Streptophyta; Magnoliopsida; Poales; Bromeliaceae. The transcript is spliced from 17 exons. Gene Ontology annotation, cellular component: nucleus. The record is from RefSeq and is a predicted model, not a curated record. Gene Ontology annotation, biological process: RNA catabolic process; maturation of 5.8S rRNA. Gene Ontology annotation, molecular function: RNA binding; RNA helicase activity; ATP binding. Bases 368 to 3376 code for a protein of 1002 amino acids.